AACUCCAGUCUUCACUAGAAAAUGGAGCUAAGUGGGUUCGUAUUCGUAGCACUGCUUAAUUUCAUUCCCUUUGGAUGCAGCAAGUUGGUUGAUUUUUGCCAGCUGCCUUACUGUGGAACCGACAACCUAGCCUGCAAUAACCCAUCGAAAUUCAGCGUCAUGUGUCCCCCGAAUGCCAGAACCCUUUCCAUGACGACCUACCGAAAUUUAUUGCUAAGUGCCUUCAAUGAGUUUCGCAACUAUACGGCGAGCGGAAAGCAAAAGUAUCUAAAGGCAGCGGCGGCACGAAUGUGCCGAUUGAGUUACUCAAUUGAACUGUAGGAUCUAGCCCGACUGGCGGUCAUCACGUGCUCCACGCACAAGUUUUGCCUGAACUCACCGGAAUUCUAUUAUGUGGGUACCAAUAUAGGUUCCAACUACUAUUUGGGUAACUUGAACGACUACGAGGAUCUAGAACUCAUGUUGCGGAUUAUACAGGAUUGGACCAGAUAUGCGGACUAUAUCAACAUUAAAAUGGGUCUCUAUAUGCCGACAACUUUGGAGAAAAGUGGAAUUCCAAAUGCCCUACUCCUGAUGGCAGAUCGGAACACCCAUGUGGGCUGUUCGGCUAUGAGAUUCACGGUGAACUCCAUCCACAACUUCGUCUUCUUGUGCGCCUUCAGCACCGAUCUCUUCGUGGAGCGACCCAUUUACCGGAUGUCUAUGAGACCAGGAACUGCUUGCAAUCGCUUGGAUCAAACAUAUUCAGCACUUUGUGCUGUUGGUGAAAAUUACGACAACAAUAAGCCCGUGCUGAAUGCAAGGGUAUUCCAGUUGCCCCUCAAUUUAUCCAUGGGUCGACAAGCUUAUGUGCCAGCCACAUAGACCAAGCUUUAAGUAAACUUUUAAAUUCGCGCAGCAGAAAUUUGUUUUUGUUUCUCGAGUUUUUUUUUAGAGUGCCGUUGGCCAGACAAAAGUACACGCCCCUGGAUACCCAAACAAAAUCAGCGCACAAAAACAAAUAGUUUUCACCCAGACGUGGUCAUGGAAGAGGAGGAGCACCAGCAGCAGGAGCAGCAGGAGCAGACAUUUCAGCGCGGCCUCGAUAAUCACAGGACACAUUUGCAUAUAAACACGCUUCCGGGCUGAUGUCCUUCGCAUGCAAAUGAAAACAUUAGCGAGGCACACGCGCAUCCGCAUCAGCGUUCGCAUCUGCGAGAUGCAGAUACAAGGCCAGGGGCAGAUGCAGAUACAAAUGACAUUCGUAGCUGUCGCUGUCGCCUCUUCCCUGCUUAAAUAUAUAUUUCAAUUAAAAUUUUACACACGAAUAAAUGCAAAGCCACGCCCAGCACAUUAGAUCCCCCCGCUCGCUCCAUCCGACGAAUCCCAGUCGCAAUCCCCUCCAGUUCUCACUCCUCCAGCCCUUGCGAAUGCGGAUGCUCCGCUGGCAGUGUCCAACUUGUGUCGCUUGUUUUUGAGCGUCUGAAGGCCACGAGUGCAGACAGCAGACACGGACAUGGCCAUAAAACGGUCCCGGUUUAUCCGGAGGGUGUACGAGGUUGAGAUACGUUGUGGAUGCGGAUGCAGAUGGGGCACAGGGAUCAGCGCAUUCGAGAAGGCAGCCAAUGGAGCAUGCUGCUGAAUGUCAACGGAAUUAUUCAAAAGUUUCACGGAGGAGACAGAACAGCGGAUCCCAUGAAACGAUGAGUUUGGCAUUGUGACAAGACGAACUGGGUGUCCCAAAAGGGCCAAUCAUGGAUGCGUAGGGAUGGGCAUAAGGAAAUUAGUAGGCAGUAUGGGAGUUGGAUAUCACAUUUUGAUUUUUAAGAACUCUAUUCAAAUCAGGUCAAAAACAUUCUUAAUGCGUGGAUAUGGAGACUAAGCUUAGGGACUAGCACUUAAAGUUAUUUCCAAAUAAUAUGAAGUGCGUAUUUUAACUACUCAACUUCCAGCCUUAUCAUAUAAUUUAUGUGGAUGCACCACCACUCAUUUUUCUCCGCCAGUCUCUCAAUCCGCCAUUAUGAUGGUCUCCAUUUCGAGAGCAGUCCAGAGUCAACCAUGAACUUGAACUUGCGACUGUAAUAAUAAUAAUAAUGCAGAUCCCGACUGACAAUCCCAGUGCCUUCCCACUUUCAGUUGGAGCUGGGCAGCUUUUAUUCCUUUUUCAUAGCCAGCGCAUCCUCAUUCCGUCUGUCCUUGCCGUCUGUCUGCGGCCAUUGUCUGGCUUGCAUUUCAAAUUCUAAGCAAAUUUGUCGACCCAGGACCCAAGAGAGGGGAUGGAGAUGGGGAUGGGUGUUGGAGUGGAGUUGCAGGAUCUGAUUCCUGGGUGUGAGCAGGCGCAACAUUUUAUGAGCGUGCCCGCGAUGCAGCGAGCCAGAUAUGACCAGCAAACGUCUGCUUGGCGGACUCCAACUGCUCCAGUUUCCAGGGCAACCAUUUCAAUGGCUUUUGCUUUUACACUCAGAGAAAAAUAUCCUACAAAAUUUAAUGUUCCAAAUAUGAAAUUUAAAGAAUUAUUAGGGAAGAAAAUUAUAUGCUUAAGCACUACGGGAUUGAGGUCUAAAAGUCAGCAUCUAAAACUUUUGUAUUCGAUUGAUUCUUUUUCGCUCAGUAUUGGUGGACUGCUGGUGGUCUGCAAUGGUGUUGCGUCUGCUGCUGGCACACAAAGAUGUCCCGGUGUGAUUUAUCGCCGGCAGAGCCGGGAUAAUGGCCACGUAUUAUAAUAUCUGGCGCGCCCACAGGGCGUAUGCUUAUCGGAGUCGACACCGCCAACGACAAGGACGGCGAUGUGGCCGUCAAGGUCUAGACUCUAGACUCCUGUGGUGCAGCUGGUGGCAGCGCCCAGGAUUUCGCUCUCCGUUGCUCCUUCGUCCUUGCAGUUUCAUUUGCAUUUCCCCGUGAGCGGAAAACUGCAUGCAGUUUAUUAAAUAGAAACGACGCUGAAAAAAAGGGUCUGCGAAGAAUUAAGUACAUCAUUUCGAGCCGGCUUGAUUGUCGGCUGCUUUUGGCGCAUAUCCUGUGGGUAGGACACACACUCGCAGUGGCCGGAUUCUGUGCCGCAGCAAUGUCUUCUCCAGCUCCUUCUCAGCCUUCUCGGGCAGCUUAAAUCGUGAGCCAAAUACAUAAAAUCUACGCAUGUAUGUCUGCCAGCUUUUUGAUGUGUGAGUGUAUCUCUGCCGCAUCCUUUUCCACUUAAUGCCGACUGCAUUGUGCCCAGCUACACACAUGUGCAUACUCGUGUGUCCUGGCUCGGCUUUGUAUGUAUUUGAUAUCAUUAAAAUUUUGAGCUUGCCACUGCAGUGGCAGCCAAAGAACCAGACCCAGCAUCAGCAGCUUGUCCUUGCCAUUGGUCCUUUCCAUUGUCCCGUGGUCCUUUUCCCGGCCCCUGAUCCUUCAAGCGUCUGGCCAAACAUGAAUAACAAAGUCUGGCAGUCUCCCCGGAAAAAAGAACGAAAACUAUGCAUUUAUGAUAUGUAUUUUCAAGUUUAUUUGUUCAACGGACUUUACACUGCUCGAGCGAGUUAAAAUAUUUCUGCAUGUAUGCACAAGUUUUGGGAAUUAGGAGGAAUCCAGAUUGAAUCGAGGUGGGGCGGUGUAUUCGUGCCUUUUCUUUCCAUCGCUUUAAAUUUUACUUAAUGCUUAAAAUGCCGAGAUACUCGUUCGGAAUCCUUCAAAGAGCAAGAAAGAAACAACCACAUGCCCAAAGUGAAGUUUAAUUAAAUUUAAAUCCAAAUGGGACUUAAUAUCCAGUCUUUUUCGUUCAUAAUUAAAAAAUACGCAAUAUCCGAUUUUUCAAUAACCGAGUGGAAGAAAAACUGAGCAGCAGAAGGAAAAAGUCCUGCUGAUGUCCUGUUCACGGCCAUGGCCACCGUCAUCGCAGGAUCCCCCCGCCAGGAUGAGAAUUCGAUUCGAACGAGUGCGACUGAUAGGCGACGACAAGGACACCGACUGCCGGUUGCAAAGGACAAGCGGGCGUAACUCAAUCUGCGGAUGUGCAAAAAAGGAAUAUCCAACCCGACGCACUGCCGCAGGACAAUGAUAGCAGAAUGUGCCCAGUCCGGCCAAAGAGAAAGCGCUGUAAAAACUCACACAAAAUAAAACCAAUCUGGUGGCCAUUUGCUUAUAUACCCUGUACAGAAUUGAGUCGUAUCAAUAACCGUUUUUAGAAAAAGUCAGAAAGUAAAGAUUAUAGGUAAAUGGGAUAUUCAGCAUAUUCUUUUAUUCUAAGGUAAUAUUACUCAAAUGCAAAAUUUAAUGCUAUUAUAUCAUUAAAAGUAAUAAUGUGCAAGGAUUAUUUGUAUGUUACUUUUUAUUGGAUACUUACCUUUAAAAUAUUUCUUUGUUUUAUAAAAUUGAGUGGAAAACAUUAGUCCAUAAAUGAAUCGUCAUUACUAA
This is a messenger RNA of Drosophila sechellia, 4374 nucleotides long. RefSeq names its product allergen Tab y 5.0101. The record is from RefSeq and is a predicted model, not a curated record. Lineage: Eukaryota; Metazoa; Arthropoda; Insecta; Diptera; Drosophilidae. The transcript has 3 exons.